CAGUCCUGUCAUUAAUCAGCUGUUGUUGACAUUCAGAAGAAUCUAGAUCAUUUCAUCAGACACAAUUGGACGUCGUUUCGUGUUAAAUUAAUACGCAACACAUAAAAUUUCUGUUAAAAACUAUUUCGUUUCGUCACAAUAAUGGAUCUUUUCGGUUUCUUUAAAGGCCUUUUUCUUCCAUCGCAAAGAGAAAGCAACCACGAUUACAACUCGAGGUCCCAUUACUUGAGAACCGAUGAAGACGAAUUAGACGAAUAUGAUCCAUCUGAUCAAAACCCAAGGGAAAAUGAACCAUUUGGUUUCCAAAUCUUCUCUAAUCCGAUUGAAAUGCAAAAGUACUUUGAGAAACAAAUGGAGGAUAUGUUGAAGAAUUUUGGAUUUCAUCAUGAUGACUCCUUUUUUGGGUUUAGCGAUCGAAAUUCUGUUGGAACGCAAUUUGGCGAUUUUUUAGAAGGCUCAGAUGAACCCCCUCAAGGGAACUCGCUGAGAGAUCAGUUUUUAAAGCCUGGUUAUCAUAUACCUAAUGCAGAUGUCCAAAAACGUUCUGAUGAUGAUGUAGAUGGACAAAUACAACCAAAUGAUUUGGAUUCAAUGUUUAAAGAAAAAAAUUCUUUAACUCCUUAUAAACCACCCAACCAAAGUAUUUUUAAAUCUUUUGGGCAAAGUAUGUCUUCAAAAACAAUAAGGAAUUCUGAUGGGUCAAUUGAGACUCAAAGAACUGUAAAGGAUAGUCAAGGUAAUCAAGAAAAUGUAGUAACUAAAAAAUGGGGUGAUAAGGAAUAUACAGUGAUAACAAGAACAGAUAAAGAUGGAAAACAAGUUGUUACAGAGAAUUUAGUUAAUAUGGAUGAAAAUGAGUUAGCUGGUUUUUUGAAAAGUAGUGGUAAUGAUAGGAUAGAACCUAAAAAACCACACAAUUGGUUCCCAUUUGAUAAAUAUUUUAGUUAGGGAGGAGAAUAUAUAUAAAAUAAACGAAACGAAAGAGAAUAACUUAAAAAGAAAUAUAGUUUAUAAAAUAUUAUUUGUUGUGUAUGAUUGUAAAUAUUGCCUUUUUAAAUAAUUAAUAAAAAAUAUGAAUUAAG
Messenger RNA from Onthophagus taurus, 1082 nucleotides. RefSeq names its product HCLS1-associated protein X-1. Lineage: Eukaryota; Metazoa; Arthropoda; Insecta; Coleoptera; Scarabaeidae. Gene Ontology annotation, cellular component: mitochondrion; actin cytoskeleton; clathrin-coated vesicle. Gene Ontology annotation, biological process: negative regulation of apoptotic process; regulation of actin filament polymerization. The record is from RefSeq and is a predicted model, not a curated record.